Molecule: messenger RNA, 12142 nt
Organism: Spirodela intermedia
Lineage: Eukaryota; Viridiplantae; Streptophyta; Magnoliopsida; Alismatales; Araceae
Source: the annotation of a GenBank genome assembly
AUGUUACAAAUGACCCAUGGAGUUCCCAUUGUUGGUGAGCCAAUUUUGUCAUCUCUCUUGAAAGCAAAGUAUGACAGCUUUGCACCUCUCAUUCCAAUCAGUUAAUGCAUUUGGAUAUAAUUGGUGGAUCAAAAUUACUGAUCUGAUUUUAAGGGAAAAACGUAAUCUCCUUCCUAUUGGAUCCCACUUUUCCUGACAUUAGAUUGAAAGAGGGUAGUGUGGUGUUGUGGAGAAGUAAUGACGAUCCUACUUUUCCGUGCUACUGAUCUUGUGCUGUACUUGGUUUUGCCAUUCAUCUAUUUGUAUGUCUUUUUUCUGUUACCAAUGAUGGAUAGUGUCUACAUCUUGAUGACUAGCAGACUUCCAUUAUCAUUUGUCCUUUAUUCUCUCGCAUUCAAUCCUUCUGCCUUCCAGUACUCUUCGAAGAAAGUAGAUAGUAUGUUAAUGUAAUUUUUUUUUUGUAGAGUGUUCUUUCGUGAUGUUUAUUAAGUUUCUGUGGUUAAGGAGAAUAAUGUUUAUUUCAUUUCUUUUCUAACUGUUUUCUUCUGGUUAGUCCUCCUUUUUUGUAGUUUUGCUCAUUUUAAAAACAUAUAAAAGUUGGGUGAUCUGACUGUGAUCCUGAACUCUUUUCCUCGCCGAUCUCUUAGACUGUGAUUUUUUGAAAAUCUGACUAGUUAUGCUACAUUAACCGCUGAUCCACCUUAUGGUGUAACUAUUCUUUCCUCCACCUCAACCUGUUCAUCCACCGCACAUCCUCUUGUUUAUAUUUCCCUCUAUAUUUUGUUGGUUAGUUUUGAUCUAUUUCUUAGAGUCACUUAGGGAGGAUGUGGAUCUCUGGUCGUUUAAAAUGAUGCACACAAGCAUAGUUAUGACACAGCGAAUUCGCCCAGACGUGCUUCACUGAACAUAGUUGGAUUACAGAUAUUGUACUCUGAAGUCUGGCUGAUAGGGUGUCUGAAGUGGCCCAUGGAGUAUGGUUUUGCAAAAGAAUCCAUUUCUCCAAUCCAACUUGCAAUAAAAUGGGAAGCUAAUGCUUGAAAUCAAUAUUAUUUGUUUUUUAUUUAGCUUUACCUUUGUCUUCAGUUUUUAUCUUGUUUCCAUUUUGUAAUACUAUUUGAGAUCGUCCCCUCAUUGUGCAGCAAGUUGAUGGCCAUGCAACCAACGACUACUGGCAGUAUGCAGUUCAAUAUAUUCUGCAUUUUUACGAUUAUUAUGAAGUGUUUUGUCUUCUAGCAUUUUUUUUGCUGUUUCACGGUUGUAUGGAAAAUAUAAGCCAAUGAGGAUUAUUGAGAAUGUGUUAUUGCGGAAUUAUGGGAUGAUAUUUUUACAUUUUAUCUUGUUUGGUAUUUGAAGUAUCCUUUGUAAAUAAUAUUUCAGGACCUGAUCAUCAAUAACUUUGGUUAAUGUUGUCUAUGCCCUAUUUUCAACAAGGAAAUUUUUCUUGGAGUUCCACGCUACCAGCUCCGAUGUGGUACCCAAUGAUCUCUUCGGAUUCCUAUUUCUAUCAGUUAUAAAUAAGUGGCAUUGAGGAAACGUGGAGCUCUCAGUUUCUUGGAUGUCUAAACAAAAAGAAUCCCAGUGGAACUUGUGUAUUUUUUCUGCUCAUCUAUCUGAUCAGGAAAAAUUCUUUAGGUUUGAAGCCUUUUGCUGUAAAAAUUAUUUUCUGAUUCGAAAUAGUCAAUAUAUACGUAAAUUAUUUUUAUUUUACAGAUUUUUUGGGCUGCACUGUAAGGUCUGACAGCAGUCAUGGUCGGGUUUUGGGGCCUGUGUUUUUCGUUGUUUCUUUUCAGCAGUAGCCGCCAUGAAGAGUUUGAAGGUAGACGGACAAGGCUUACUAUUGGUUUCAUACGAGGGAAAACUAGGAGGAGAGAUGAUUGAAGGAGAGAUCUUUCUUGGUGCAAAAUUUACUCACCUUUCCCGGGGUAGUCACUUAUGGAAUGAUGAACACUGUUGGUUGAAUCAUUGUAUGACAUUGUGAGUAGGAAUUCCAUUUGGUUUCGUCUUACACCUUGUUGUAGUUAAGAGUAUAAAUUGUCGCAUAGAAAUCCUCAUUGAGAGUAUUCACCUGGAAGCUGUGUAUGUGAGGAAUAUCACCGGGACAAAGGAGAAAAAUUUGAUCAGUACAAGAAGAUUAAAUGAUGUUUUCCUUGAGUGAAGCCUUCUGCUGACAUAAAAAAUCAACGAACAGAAUUAUAUUAGAGUAGGGUAUCAAGUUAGGUACUUAAUCCAAAUGACAUCUGAUCAUUCAAUCCUUGAGAGCAUAGCAACCUCUGACUGGCUGAAAGGAACCAAAAAAAUUGAUGAUAGGAAAAUGGAAAAAAAUUAAUGGUAAAAAUAUUAAUUAUCAUAAAUAUUGUCUACUGUCCCACCGCUACUUAAUCAUAGGGAGUAGGGCAUCUGUUGUAGUUUUCCUUGGAUUUUUCUUCAGUUUCGGAUCAGUAUGAGAAUAUCUAGAGCUGGAUCAGCCAGUUAAAUAUUCCAUAUGAUUUUGACGUAAAUUUAUGGAUUAUAAACUAGAGACCAGUUGAUUCCAAAGCUCGAAUGGGAUUUUUUUCUGCUUCAGUUUCAGGAUCAACAUGCAUCCAUCUUGAUCUAGAAUAAACAGUUAAGCAUUCCAUGCUACUUGAUGGGGAUUCACAAAUCCUAAUCUAUUGACCAUUUGAUUCCACGCUUCAGCUUUGGAAGAGGCUGCAACUGCAUACAGAUGGUAGUGGUUUGCUAUUGACUUCACUAGGGUUUUCCUGGGAAGGAAGAUUAUGAUGAACCUCAAGUUGGUGAGAACUUAAAUGCUGCUUAUAUGUUACCCAUAUGAAUUAGCCAAAAACUUGUUAAGAAGAUGACAACAUUUUUGUCCUACUUAUUUCGUUUUGUCCCCCGUGCACCUUAUACUGUGGGUAUUUUUAUCCUGUGGUUUUUUCUGUGUUUGCCCUGUUUAUAGGUUGAAUGAGAGGAGCAAACGGACCUAUCUCUUGGUCCUGUAAUCCCCCCUCCUUUCUCUCUUCUGCUCUUCUGCUCUUCUGUAUUGACAAACUGCUUUGUGCGUGUCAAACCGGCUUGUUGUUUUCUUCCUACUACCAGUGGCAUCCAUGGUAUUUGUGCCGAGUUGAUACCUUUUAAGAAGAUCCACUCUCUUGAUUAAUACCCACCUUUUUUUCCUUGAGACCAAGUCUUUGAGUAGUCAAGUCUUGUACCAUCACAGUUGAAUUUUGGGGUUUGAACAAGAAGUGAAUAUGCUAUUGAUGUCAAGGUCGGCUAAUGUAAAACCUUGGAAGUUCUCUGAAGUGUCAUUGAAGCAGAUAUAAGCGUCAUGGAAGUUCUGCUCAUUAAUGCAGUCAUCCAGAAACGUGGGCUUAUCAUCUGUUUAACAGAAAGAUAGAUGAUACCUUUGGAUCGCUAUUCUUGCUGCUACUGGGAAAGAUUUGAGGAGGUUAUGCCAUUUGUGUCAGUUACCAAUAUAGAUUGAUGGUGCUGUUUGGCAUGCACCCAAGUCUUUGUCUUUUUGUGGCUGGGGCAUUUUCAUAGCCAUUUCCAUUGCGAUUCUGGACUUACCUUGCUAUAUGUAACGUUGCGAUUUUUUUUCGAGAUGCUGUUUGGAUUUUGUAGAUGAGCCUAGAAGCCAGACUGAAUCCAGGCUUUGACCUAGACCUAGUUGACAAGUUAUAGUAUGUUACUCUCCAGAUGUACUGCAGAUUAAUGUCUUUUUGUUAUGGCUAGAAGUUUUCUCAGUUGAUAAUUGACUCGAUAGUUUAUUUUACCUAUUGAUGAAGGGAGUACAACCAUAUCUGGUUGCAUGUGGUAUCUAUUGUACCAUCGCAGUUUAGAUUGUCCUAUCCCUAUUUGCGUCACCAGUACCCAAUCUGAUUGGUUGGCGGACUCUGACCCUCCGUGGAUCGUCUGAUUUAAGCUCUGACUUGAGAUUGAUUUAGCAUACUUAGGGGCUGAUUUAUAGUGGAAUCAGCUAAUCUUCGUUGGCUAAUGCCUAGCCAAUCUGAUCCAGUCCACAUGGCCUGAAGGCUGUUUGUCAGUUUGCUGAUCCAAUACCAGUCCCCAACUGGAUGAUUAGGCCUGGGAAUACUGCGUAUCAAUCUGAUUGUCUACCUUGUCAUGGAUAGAGUAAAGGCCCUGCACUCAUGCUCAAUGUGAAGACAACAUUUAAUAUUUCAGUGGAGGACCAAGUCUCUAAAUAACGGGCUGUUGUGGCGGCAACCUUUUUUAAUGGAGGCUAGCUGGCUGGUGACUUCUCGAACCAUGGCUCAUGUUUGCUGUUCUUAACCAUUUAUCAUCUUGCCUUAACGAAGCACCAUCGAUAGCAAUGGGGGCCUACCGUUAUUCUCUCAUCGCACUAUUCUGUCUUGUAGAGGCAGCCACAUUGAAGGAAUCAACCACCCGUAAAUGAUGUAUCAUGAAGUGGCCAUCUAACAGAUUAGUUGAUUAUCCAUUUAUCUGGUAUCAUGUUUGGAAGUUUUUCUCAUUUCCGCUGUUAUACGUUCAUAUUGACCCUUGUUAGCCUCAGUUAACUAGAUAUGAACCAAGGGGUCUAACAACAUUUUUUUGACUAUGAGAAAUUAAAAUGUUUUCUGUUGUGGAGAACAUUGGGGUGGAUUCGUAAAGCCAAGCUAUAUUAUGUUGCACAUAGCAUACGGAAUUUUUGAUGAAAUAGGCUUAAAGCGCCUGGCUAAAAAUAAAGACCAUUAUAUUGCAAUAAGCAUGUGGACAUUUGGUCUUCCAACAACCAAGGAUAAGACACCCACCCAUCUUUUGGAAGUACUAGCUAUCAAGUUCCGUCUUCAUGUUGUCUGUUAUUGGCUUCUUUCUGUGACUUUUAUAUUGAUGAUUCCUGAAACAUUAUAAAUAAGAACAUAGAAACAUGAAACGUUUGAUCAUGGGGGUGGAAGGCAUAAAUCUUAUUUAUUUUCAUAAUGUUCAAUAGAUUCUUGUGUUCAUUAUUGAUGUCAAUAUCAUGCUUCAUUGUUUUCUAUGCAGUUUAUCAUUUUCCUUUCUGCACUUGUGCAAGUAUCUCGUGUAACUUUUACGUGUGCAUCAUAUAUCAAAUUUUAAGUGAGAGAUUUAAUUGGGGACCUUGUUUCAGUUAUAAAAUUGUAAUUUUAAUAUUUUUCUUAAUGCCAAUAAUAUUGAUCAACUUUAAAAGGGAAAGUGAUAGAGAAAAUAACCACAGAUGAUUAAAUAACUACAUAUAUGGACAGGUUGUUCUGAUAAUGCGUCAGUAAAAAAUUUCUUGUUUGUGUUUCUAGAUGUUAUAUUAUCAGUAUUUUGUUGACCUUUUGUCAAAAGAUGGCAUGAAGACAUGAAGACAUAUGCAUGUGAUUGGCAUUCUCAUUUGUUGAAAGCUUUUAAUGGGAGCUGAUCUGUUUCGAUAUUUCCAUUUGAUAAGUGUAACGCAUAUCUACUUAUUAUGAUGAACCGGCACUUGUAGAGGCACCAGGAUUAGGCGGCAAUAUUUCUAGCAAACCCAAAGAUACAUUAUCAGAUCGUCAAUUCAUGGAACGGUUGGAAGCAGUUAAAAGGUGAGAAGAAAACAGGUUGAUCAGUUCCCUUGAAAUUUUAUUCUAGAAAAGCUUUGCAGGCUAUGUUGUAGCCAACUAAAAUCAUAUAAAUUUAUUGGAUAAAUUUCAUGUGAUUUGUGUGAGAUGUUUUUGCCAAUUUACAUCUCACAGAUGUACUAUCAUAACAGCAAGUUUCUAUUAAUAUUCAAUCUAAUUCAGAUUAAAGAUAUUUGGAUCCUCUGGCCAAUGAUUAGCCUUUGGAUUCAUUUUAAGGUUCAUAGAUUCUUUUGUUUGGGACAGGAAUUUGGUAUGAAGCUACUUCAUGUCAUAAAAUAGAUGCUUGUGCUAUUUUUGAUGUUUCAAAUUGAAGUUCUAAUAGUAAUUCAACUACAGUGGAAAUAAUAUUUUUUUAAUAAAAUGUGCGUACAAAAUAUAAUGAUAUGAGGACAAAAGUAGUCACACAAGGCACAAGAGAUUUGUAGAGAUUCUGUCGACCCUCAGCGUAUUCUACUCCCCAGUUAUCUCUAUUAAUUUCCUUAGAUUAGCUUGGGGACAAGCUAACUUAUUAAAUGUGCUAACCAAGCCUUCAUAUCGUGAGCAUGUCUUAUUCAUAGUAAUCUUGUUGCUGUGGUUAAAGAACGAAGAAAGGAAAUAAAUAAAUGAUUCACGUAUGUUGGAGGUUCUGUUGUUCCUGGAUUAAUUUUUGGACACGCUGUAUAUGCAUUUUGUCAGAAAUGCACACAUGAGAGAGACUUAAAAACUUGAGACUUGGCAUGCAACAGUCUUGAUUUGUUUUUCACACUGCAAUGCAUCAUUUAUAAGCCUUAAAUAUGUUAAAAAAAGACAGGUGGCUCCAAAAAUAAGCAUGAGUCUCUUUUGAUUUUGAUUUUGAUUUUUGUUUUCCUGCAUUGUAACCGUCGAUAAGUGCUGGUGGGUUUAGGCUGAUUUAGCCUAAUGUCCAGUACAUGAUCCCAUCAUGCAAAAAAUAUGGCUAAUAACUUCGAAGAGAGAGAUCACUCGUGGCUUUCAAAAGACAACUAAAGUCUGCGAAUCCUAGACUAAAUGAAUUAUUCUUUGGGCUGUGUUAAUUAUGAUGUAUGUGUCCUUGGAAUAUGGCUCUUAUUUGUCUUAUAAUGAUCUAUCUAUUCAAGAACUGCUUGUUGAAGAGAUUGAGACCAGAAGACAAUCAAAAUAACUGCAGUCAAAUUAUGAAAAAAUAUUUGCUCUAUUGAUUAAAUCGGUAAUAAAUUUUCUUGGAUAAUUUAUUUGAUUUCAUAUUUUAUCUCUUCCUGUCGUUGUUCAUCAUCAAAGGUACUUUUAUCAUUCUAUUUUCAAUAAGAUCUCUUGGGAAUUUAUUCAUGACUUGGUUAGUUAUUGGUACAUUUGUGUGAUGUUAUGUUCGUUUUAGAUACACAUUUGAAGUAUACUGUCUUUAGGUACUGGGAUAGGGAUUGUGUACCUGUCUUCACUGUCAGAAGUCUUGGGACGAAUAUUUAUAUUUUUCUAGUUUACCUUUUGAACUCUUCUGAAUAUGCAAACAAAUGUUUCUUUGCAGAAAAUUUUCUUUGACGACUUCAUUUUGCUGUGACAUCUGAAACAUAUGCUUCUCUGGAGAUGCAUAUUGCUUCUGGCAAGUAUUUUUUCAGAGCAAUCUAAGUAACCUUUGGAAUCAUUUCUUCAGGUCAGCACUUGAACAGAAAAAGAUUGAAGAAGAGAAGUUCACUCAAGAAAUUGAUUACGAUGCACCAAUUGAUUCUGGUCAAAAAUCAGUUGGCAUUGGUAUGAAGGUAAAAAAUACCAAGUAAUGGUCACCUUUGAAACAAAUGAAAAAUCCUGGUAUCCUCUUUUCUCAUCUUUGUAACAAAUUAACCGAAUGAAAACUGAAUGUUAAAAAUAGGUGGGAGUAGGGAUUGCUGUCGUCAUUUUUGGUUUGGUGUUUGCACUUGGUGACUUUCUACCUUCUGGAAGGUAACGAAAUUCAUUUUUUAUUAUCGUCAUGACCUUCUUCCUUUCUCAUCACCGUUAUUUGAUACUUUGUCAUUUAACAGUAGAUGUCUACAUAGCGAUUUUUCCCACGUGUAUGAGAGUAAGCUUAACAGUUUAGACAUUUAAUGGCUUCCAAUGAAGUUAAUAUGUUUUAAUCCUCGCUCUAGCGGUAAAAGGACUACUUUAAUUGAAAAAAUUAGUAAAUGCACUGACAACAUCAUUUAUUCUACUCCUACUUGGUGGGGGGAGGGUGUCAGAGAAGAUAAAUGAAGAACCAUUUCGUGCCCCAUUUGAGUUCACUUGAGGGAAAAAAAGGUUCUCAUCCCUAUCCCAGUUAUCAAAGAGAUUUACUGGGAAGAGCAUUGCAUUGCGUACAGGUCUGAAGUAAGAGCUAGUGCUUCAGACCUGGUUACCUUUCCUCGAUUGAGAAAUUCAGGAUCAUGUAGGACAUCAAAGACUAGGUUUGCUUUCAGUUCAUUUGAGGUGGCAUGAGGUAUGAGGUUGCUUCACAAAAAAGGAGAAGCUGGGGGAGGAGUCAUGCUUCCGUAGUAAGGGGUAGAGGAAUAUCUUGGUGUUAAUCUAAGGUUCCUUGCCCCCUUGUGUUGCUUAUGACCAUAUGUUGUAGUCAUUUAUGUGUGAUUUAACUGCUGUAGCUAGUUUAUAUACAACAUUUUUAAAGUACAGUUGAUGGACGGAUAUUAAACAUAGUGCAAUUCAGAAAUGGGAUGGAAUCAUUAAAUAUCUUGUUUUUCAUUGUAAGAUAAUAGUUCAAAUAAUCAGUGAUUCUACUCCUGUUUACAUACUUCUUCUACAUUAUUUUUCCUACCGAUACUACGAUUUUUUUUUUUCACACAAUUCACAGAAUGACAGCUUUUAUGUCUUUCAAGUCCUAAGCAGUUGUUGUUGCUUGUUGUAGUGUUAAGACUGAUGACCAGUCAGUAGUAGAUGAGAAAAUACUCUCUGAAGAGGAGAAGGAAAGACUACAGGUCGGAUUCUCUUACACAUAAAAAGGUUUCUUUAAAUAUGAAUUUACAGAUGACUGAUCUGUAGGUUUGUCUUCAAAUGAUAAUGUUAAUUAAAUGAAGUAUCCAAAUAAUGUUACGUAUGCAGGUCUUAAUGGAUAUCACUUUCUUUGUGUUAUUUGAGCUUCGAAGCUAUUACUGUUGCUUGAUUUGUUACUUGGGUGAAUCUUACAGAAUGACGUGAACCCAUGUAUAUUUGUCUUAUUUUUACUUAUUUAAAAAUCAAUUAAAAUUUUUACAUACAUUUUAAAAACUAUCAUAAAUUAUUUAGCCUCAUCUAGCACCUCAUUUUUGUAAUCUGGAUAUCAAGCCAUUAGAUCAUCACUACGGUUGCAAUGAAAUUACAUCUUACAUAGAGGAUCAUUGGGAAGAUGAAAUUGAACAAAGUGAAAACAAACAUAGAAAAGGGAACAAUAUUUGGCCAUCUAGUUUUUUCACAGCCUGCAGAAUAUGCUUCAUUUAAUCAAUUAUGUCUCAAUAUUUAUAUAAUGAUUUUGUUUAUCUGACCGACUUGAUUAGGCCUGGCCAAUCUGGCUCUGUUCCAACUAAGAUACAAUGUGGGAACCUUGCCGGUGGGCAUGCUUUUUCCAUGUUUCAUAAAGUUAAUGGGUUGAAAGAAUUUUAGGUACUGGUUCAAUCUAUGAGGUUCAUAAUUAAAGAUAGUCUGUUACAAGCAUACUUUCCUGACAAUGUAAUCACUUUGUUAAGUAACGACUUCAUCUUAUUUGCUUUCCUGUUAUUAUUAAGGAUAUUUCCCAUGAUUGUUUAUGCUGAUCCUCUUAUUUUAAUUGUGCAGAAAAAACUCAGGGAUUAUCAAGUGAUACUGAGUGGAUCUCCUAAUGAUCUUUCAGCUCUAGAAGUGAGGGCAAAUCUCCAAAUGAACAGAUGCAUUUUUUGUAUUCAUUGAUAAUAUUGGUUCAUUUUUUUACUGGCAUUAUUUUACUUUGGUAUGUUCCUUGAAGAAAAAUCUUGAUGAAAGUCGAUUGGAUAAUACUCUUCAGUGCCAAUUGUUUUUUUUUUUUGAGGUGGUUAAAUUACAUGGAAUUCCUAAGUUUAUCACCUCUGAUCAGGUCAUAAUUUUGUCAAUAUUUUUAAACUCAAUUUGAUUCUGACAUGUACUUCAUUUGCUGUUACUAAAACUUUGGGAAUAUGAUGUAAACGUUUCUUGGAAAGGGAGCUCAAAUAUUGAUUUUAGUAGUGUUGUAGCACUCCUGGACACACUCUAGAUAUAGCUCCUAUUUAGUUCUUAGAUUUGUUGGUUCCACAGAAGAAGAAGAGUUCCCAACAGCCAAUAUCAUACCACAAUCACCCUUUUUCUGACUGUUGUUAUCUUCUGGAUCCAGGAUUUGAAUGAGACCGGUCCUUUAUCACAAAAUAGGAUGUUUUGAUGAGGCAUUGUUACACCCAUUGGGUGUGAUUGAUUUUGAUCAUGUGCGGACCUCUUCUCCUCCAUUCCUCCUCAGCUUUCCAUUUCUUUCUUCAGAAGACAGCAAUAUUUCCAUCUUCUGCUUAUUGUGAUAGAUAUCUGCUAUCACCCAUGACUCUGUAGUUUCCUGUUUUGCAAUACUCCUCGCCGCCAUGUAUUUCCUGAUGUGCUUUGCCUGCUGCAUUAGAAGCCAUUCUAUGUAUUGUUGAAUUUUUCUUCAUGCUCCUGUCAGCCAUAAAUGACAUGUUUUAUUGCCUAUCAUUCCAAAGCAACACUCGUACAGUCCCUAGCCCUCUUCUUUGACCAGACCCCUCAUAUUGUUUUAAACUUUGCCUAAUACGCUUGGGUUCAUCACCCACACAAACAUGGGGAAUAAAAAUGAUGGUUCCCCACCCACAAACAUAAAAAAGAAAACAGUUUUGUGGGGGUAUGUGGAGUUGGGUGGUUGUGUAGGGGAGAGAGAGAGAGAGAGAGAGAGAGAGAGAGAGAGAGAGAGAGAGAGAGAGAGAGAGAGAGAGGUGGAGGAUGAGGACAUGAUGAGGAUGAGAGAGGUGGAUGUAAUGGUGAGUGGUAUUUAAGCAGAAAAGAAGCAAGCCGCCAUCUAACUCGUUGGGUCCAAUAAUCUAACUCAUCCUGGCAGGGAAAUGGGGAGUCAAUUAGUUCACACAAAAUGGGUGUUGAAAAUCCCACUUCCUGUAAAUUGCUUCGAUUGUCUGCCCAUUUCUGGGUCGGCCACUUGAUUUGUGACCUAGGCAUCGAUCUGUGUGAUUAUGAAAAGGGAAAUGAUACAUAAAUUGUUUAAUCGUUAUUUAUUCAAAAUCUUUGUAUCUUUACGAGAAAGAUCACCUCAGUUAUGAAUGAUGAUACAAAAAUUAUUAAUUUUUCAUAUAUUUUCCUUUUCUGUCAUGCUAUCCAUAAGCCGCCUUAAACAUUGUUCAUUUAAUUUUCUUGUCAUCAGUUUAUUAUGGAAACUUUUUUCCUGAAAUUUCUACAUAUACUCACAAAGGUACUCUAUGCAGGGAGCAGCAGUUACCUCAGCAGAACUAGGGGAGUUUGGUCAGGCAUCCAAUCUACUGGAGAAACUCACAAAGGUGUGCUACUACAUUUAAGUGAUUUUUUUUUCUUUUAGCCUCGUUUUUCUGUCUAAUUUUUUGUUGUCAAACUUGGUUAUUAAUGUUCAGGAAAAGACGAAGGACCCUGAUGCUUUUCGUUUACUUGGGGAAGUCAAGUAUGCAUUGAAGGAUUAUGAAGGGAGUGUUGCUGCCUAUAGAGACUCUUUUUCUGUUAGUAUGAUUUAAGCCAUUUUCUUGCUUCAACAAAGUAAAAAACAGUUUUAAAAUUCUCUUGUAAUCGGUCUUUGUUGUGAUGGUAACCCAACAAGUGACCCAAAAUAAAAAGUAUACCAGAAUAUUAAUCAGCUACAAUGAGGAAUGUUUUUCUUUUCCACGUCCAGACACAUUCGUUAUCCUUUUUCUUCUAUUGUAGGCCUCGGAAACAAUUAAUUUUGAAAUUCUUCGUGGAUACACCAAUUCAUUACUUGCUGCAAAGAAGCCUGAUGAGGUAUGUCUUUUGCUUUAUGUAUUUUCAUCGUAGUUAUAACUUCAAGAGAUCCAGAUAUUUGUAAUGUCAUCUUCCACAUCUGUUGAAUGAGUAAUUUAAUUUCAUAUCCCAUUUUCUGUUCAAGAUUUUGACAAUAAAGUAUAUAUUAUGUUAAUAUAACAAAUCAUGAGUUUAAUUUCUUUUUCAGUGAUAAAAGCUAAUGAAUAGUUAUAAUAUCCAGAAAUUUUCACUACUAGUAUAAAACGUAAUGCUGAAAUUAAAUAAAUCAAAGAAAGUUCAAAGUGAAAUGAAAUCAAAGAAAGUGUUAGGAAAAAUAUCUAAUUAGGAGUCAGUUUCCUUGUUUGUUAGUUUCCUUAACCUAGGCGGUUACCUUUUGUUUGUGGCUAGUGUAAUUGUAUAUACUAGAAAUUAUUCUAUGAUUUGAGGAGAAGAAAUUUUUACUUAACGUUUAUCCUUGCACAGUUUGCCUCAGAAGGGUAGCCCAAGAAAGGCAAUUAAUUGAAUAGUUUUGAGGAUAAGAAAAAUAUACCAUUAGUAAUAAUUUAUGGAUGUAGUGAAGGUAAUGGCCCUGGUUAGGUUUAUUGUUAUAAUUUUGCCGUAGGUUAUGCCUUGAUGGCGACUCUAACCUGGAGAAAUCGGCAUAA